Nematostella vectensis (starlet sea anemone) is the source of this 2960-nucleotide messenger RNA. RefSeq lists its product as uncharacterized. The transcript is spliced from 4 exons. The record is from RefSeq and is a predicted model, not a curated record. Lineage: Eukaryota; Metazoa; Cnidaria; Anthozoa; Actiniaria; Edwardsiidae. Bases 284 to 2764 code for a protein of 826 amino acids.
ACAAAGAUAAUAGGUGACAAAGCAGCUGCGCGCUUACUCGCCCAUUGGCCAUAUAUUUGUAUGAAUUUAUGGCACGAAGCAUUCAAGCAUGGGCGAAGAGAGCACUCAUUUUUGGAUGAUUUGUAUUUAAUUUCCAUGCGAGAAGGCUUAUAAAUUUCUGAGCCAUCAUGUUAUUAGGCGUUAAAAAUCGUGUGAGAUUUCCGUAUGCCGUUAAUUAAGUCAUCUUUGGGAUGUUUUUUAGACGUAACUGCAAGCUCUACACUUCUACCCAAAAGAGAAAGGGAUGGAUCUUUUUGAUGCCAGAAUGUCAUUCGCAAAGAAGGGAAAGGUAUUCCUUUGUAUAGUUGCUCUCGGGAUUAUCAGCAUCUUGUUUCUGUCAUCAUUUCAAGAUAGACUCAACGAUCGAUGGAUAAGUGGUGCCUUGCUCAAGGAAGUUUUAAAUGGCUCUGGAUACAAAACUAGUUAUGUGGCGCGGGGAUGUGACAGAAUGUCGAUCAGUGAUCGCCAAACACCAGAAAACAAACACUGCCGCCAUAGGCAAUUAACACGGGAAGAAUGCAAAAGAUCGAAAACAUUCUACGACAUCAACGACGCACCCAAACCAUGCAAAACAGAAAAGAAGGUCUCUUGUACUGCUCAUCAGAAAUGGAGAGAAAGUCAUCAAAGCCGAAUACAAGUGUCCUGUGAUAUGUCUGGGUGUGGACUUAAUAGGAUGUUUGUGGCAAGUUUCGAUAGUGAGUAUGGCGUGAUAGAAGAUCAACAACACUGGCAAGUGUUCCAAAGCAAAAAUGAGCUUGAAAAACACCUUCCAGACAUUGUUAUUGCGAAUUCUCGGAAAGGGAAUGACUUUUGUUUUUUAGGAUGCCUGGAGGAAGAAAAAAGAAUGUAUGCUUUAAAGUCUAUUUUUCUAUUUCCACCAGUGAUUUCCUUGCUCAGGUACCAUUCAGACGAGAGUCUUUUUAAUAUCAAUGUCGUCGUGCUGGAUUCAGUUUCGCGCGCACAUUUUUAUCGUAUGUUGCCACAAACAGUUGAUGCUUUUAGAAGUAUAGUAUCUAGUGACACUUUCAGCCCAAGAGCUUUAGACUUUGAAUUUCUACAAGCGAUUGCUCCAUAUACAUUCUCCAAUCUGAAGACAUUCUUUACAGGUAAAGCAAGUUUUGAAAAGGAAAAGGGUCGUGAGUCUUCUCAAGAUUACGGAGUUGUAUAUUUUAACCGUGCUUUGAAGCAGAAAGGUUUUCAAGUUUUGUUUCAAGAGGACUCCUGCUGGCACGACCCGUGGGGAUUGAUUCUUACGAAUGGUUUACUCCAGCCGCAAGCUAAAGACAAACACGAGCUAAGAAGCCGAUGGAAACGAUUUGGAAAACACUUCCAAAAUCUCGCAAUUGACAGCACGGGGCCAACUCACGCCUCAUGUUUGGUGUUUCAACAAUUCAACUCAACCAACCAGUUUAACAAACCGAAAGAACUCUGCUUUGGAGGGAAACCCUUGGUGAGUUACUUCUUAGAGGCUAUUGAGUCGCUUAUGGCGGCUGAGAGAUCACGGCUAAGGUUUUCAUUCACCAUGUUGGCUGUGGGACAUGAAGUGACAGGGCUGCGAGUCAAACAAAUAGACGGGCGUCUCGCGCAACACGUUCAUCUAAUGGCUGCAAGUCACAACACUCUCACAAUGAUCUUCUCAGACCACGGACCCAAGACGACGCCCUACUCGCAUAAAACCAAGGCAGGGUUGUACGAGGUAUACAAUUCAUUUCUUUUCAUGAUUUUGCCGGAUAAAGUGUCCAGAAAACUAGGAAAAGAAAGAACAAGGGCGCUAGUUAUCAACCAAAAAAGGCUGAUUUCAUUACAAGACGUACACGAGGGACUGGCUUCUCUUAUAUUCAGAGACACAAAUGAAACUCAAACGGAUUCUUCGUGGCAAGGGAAAAGCGGGAUUUUCGAGGUGAUAUCCGAAUCUCGGACGUGUUCAGAUGUCCCGAUGCAAGUUCAAGGCUUAUGUGUGUGCAACGGGCAGGAAACGUGGUUUCCAGAUAACCACAGGGACUUUGCGUGGAUUGCAGAGUUUGCUUUAGGUGAGCUCAAUAAUAGAGUUCAAGCAAGUUAUAGAAAAUCUGGUGGCUUACAGGGUUACGGGAAAUGUCAAAGGUUUAUUGGAGUCAAAUAUGCCAAUAUUCAUCAACGAAAAGACACCGACUGUACGUACAUUGGAAUGAAUAUCAUUGUUUGGCCACUUCAACAAUCCUUUGAAAUGCUUGUAAAAAUUCCGCAACGGUCUUCGCGCAUAAUCAACAAGGCCAGACUCCUUUCGCUCAUUCGUACAACCACAUUCCAGACAUUUUUAGAGUGCAAAGAUGAUUCGGUGCCCGUGAGACUUUGCGCUUGCGAAACAAACCAGGAAAAGGAACGAAAAACAGAAAAGGUAUACCAAUGGCUGGAGGCUAGUACAGGUACAAAUGUGAUGACAAUAAUGCAAGUAGCAGCGCAUUUCUCUGCCCGCCCAGUUUUGAAGUUCAUAGAUAAGUGUGUUGUACUCAACACAAGGUCUCAUAACAACGGGGAGACGCUAUCGUACGAGAUAGGUAGUGUGUGUAGUAGAGGAGAGUUCUAUGUUCGCUUUGACGGGCGCGUAUCACCACAUGUGCUCUCCUCGGCCCCUUUACCUCAAUCAGUGCUUGUGACGCCGUUAUCCGUGCAAUUUGUCUUUACGGUAAGGCAUCUCAGAAAACCUUUCGAUUUUAAAACUGAUGUCACGGUAAAAAUUGUUUAACCUGGUUUCCAUACAAUCAUUGCUCGGAGGCCGUCGUUGCAAAAACACUGAAUCGCACAAUCCCGGUUACGUUUGACCUUUUUUAACCGUUUGAAAUGCAAUCUGGCAGUGUUUAGAAUCUACAAUGCACGAAAAAAAAGGAAUAUCGUAAUUGAAUAAAUAAGUGCCGGCGCUUAAGCUUUUUUACUUAUCACAA